Messenger RNA from Coffea eugenioides, 1139 nucleotides. Its product is annotated as transmembrane protein 136-like. The transcript is spliced from 5 exons. Gene Ontology annotation, cellular component: membrane. The coding region runs from base 223 to 912 and encodes 229 amino acids. The record is from RefSeq and is a predicted model, not a curated record. Lineage: Eukaryota; Viridiplantae; Streptophyta; Magnoliopsida; Gentianales; Rubiaceae.
AUACACUCCCAACCAGAAACCAGAAAGUAGAAAGUAGAAAGAUCUAUUCCUGAUGAAGAUUAGGAACAUUCAUUACUGGCUUUUCCUUCUCAAAAAAGCUUAGCUUAGCUUCCUCUUAAAUCUUUUACUCAUUGUUACUCAACAGCUCGAGCUUGUCUAUCUAAUCAAAUAGAACUUGUCCCUGCUUCCAUUAGCAUCAGCAUUUUCAGCAGCUCAAACUAGAUGGAGGAUUAUAUGGCGAAUGUAGUUGUAUUUGGUGUCAUUUCAUGGACAACAUUGUUCUUGAUAGCCAGAAGGAUCUUUCCCAAACGUUCGUUUGAUUUCUGCAAUCGCCUGGUCUCAACAGUCCAUGCAACUUUGGCAGUUGUUUUGGCUUGUCUUUCUGUUCAAGAUUGGAGCAGCCCCGUUUCUCCCUUGGCCUCAAAAUCUUCUCCAAGACAGAUGCAAACGCUGGCGGUGACCACUGCUUAUCUCAUAUAUGAUCUGGUCUGUUGCCAGUUUGACAAGAACGUCAAGAUUGAUAAUGCAGUUCAUCAUUUAGUCACUAUUAUCGGACUUGGAGCAGGCCUUGCCCAUCAGAGGUGUGGAACAGAAAUGGUGGCAGCAUUAUGGAUUACGGAGAUAUCCAGUCCAUUUCUGCACUUGAGGGAGAUCCUCAAAGAGCUGGGCUACAAAAACACGGACUUCAAUUUGGCUGUUGAUAUCUUGUUUGCAAUCGUCUUCACAUCCGCAAGAAUGAUUGGUGGACCAUAUCUCACUUACGUGACUCUCUCCGCCGACAAUCCGCUGCUCAUAAAGGCAAUGGCUCUGGGGCUGCAGCUUGUCAGUGCUUUCUGGUUCUACAAGAUUGCAAAAAUGGUUAUGUACAAACUAUCCAGACGGACGUCAUCCAGAAGGAUGCAGUCAAGCUAGCCCCCUUGCCGGAAGUUCAGCGCCUUCAUACUCUCUUGACUCCAAGAAAUUCUACAAUUACUUCUAAAGUGCUUCAAAAAGUUUUGAAGUUUGAUGAGAGCUGACAUUUCAAGAGGUGGUUAUACACCAGUCAAUCAUAUCAUACAGUUUUCAAAUUUUUAAUGUCAUUCCUAUAAAAAGCGGCACAUCUUUGACACUAUCAUAAAGAUGAUCAAGGUUUUCUGGUA